CUUGUUCUUCAAUAGUUAUUUGCAGACGUAAUCAGAUUAACUCUUGCGGAUUUUUUGAAAAUUAUAAGAAAACGGAAUAUUUAGUGCAUAAACUAGCGAAUAAGUUAUGGGAGAUUCGCUGGAGAACCCCGACACCUCUGUGGAGGCGGUGGUAAACGUGACCAUUGUCGAUUAUGGUGCAUUUGCCAAUUAUAUACGAAAAGCAGUGACGAUUUUGCUGCCUGAGGAAGAUGUGGUACCACCAGCAUUAAAUGUUGCUUUAGAGGAUCUAGAUAAUCAGGAACGCAUAAAAAAGUUUUUAUCAGAUCCACAGGUGCAAGCAUUGUACAUUCAAAGGAAUUGCUUAAAAGAAGAUGAAAAUGAGCAACCAGCUGAAGGAGAAGAGGAAAAAGAGUUGGUCAACUAUCAAAUUAGUAAUGAUGUUCACUUCACCAACAGCCGUAUGGCUUCUUUAGCGUGCAUCAAACGUGGCGCAGUGAUUGAAGCAGACAAAUCGAUACAUUCCCAGUUGCGUUUGAUUAACUUCUCCGAUGGCUCCCCUUAUGAGACGUUGCAUGCAUUUAUUUCCAAGUCCUUGGCUCCCUACUUCAAGUCUUACGUCAAGGAAUCGGGGCGUGCAGAUCGCGAUGGUGAUAAGAUGGCACCAUCGGUUGAAAAAAAAUUGGCCGAACUGGAGAUGGGACUCUUGCAUUUACAGCAAAAUAUUGAUAUACCAGAAAUAACAUUGACAGCUCACCCUUCUGUGAAUGCCGUAAUACGCAAAUGUGCCGAUGAAAAUCGUAAAGCAAAAGUUGCAGAUUUUGGUGAUAAAGUAGAGGAUUCAUCAUUUCUUAAUCAGCUGCAAAAUGGUGUAAAUCGUUGGAUUAAGGAAAUCAAGAAGGUGACUAAAUUGGACCGUGAUCCAUCAUCGGGAACAGCACUACAGGAAAUUUCAUUUUGGUUGAACUUGGAACGCGCUCUGUAUCGCAUACAGGAGAAGCGUGAAUCACCGGAGGUUGCCCUUACACUGGACAUACUGAAACAUGGCAAACGUUUCCAUGCCACAGUGUCAUUUGAUACUGACACUGGCCUCAAACAGGCCUUGGCAAUGGUUGCCGAUUAUAAUCCCUUAAUGAAAGACUUUCCGAUUAAUGACUUGCUGUCGGCUACGGAACUGGAGAAGAUACGCCCUGCAGUGCAGCAAAUAUUCUCACAUUUGCGCAAGGUACGAAACACCAAGUAUCCAAUUCAGCGUUGCCUCAAACUAAUAGAGGCUAUUUCACGUGAUCUUUCACAACAAUUGCUCAAAGUGUUGGGCACACGUCGUCUGAUGCAUAUUCCUUUCGAUGAAUUUGAGCGUGUAAUGAAUCAAUGUUUUGAAAUAUUCAGUUGCUGGGACGACGAGUAUGAUAAGUUGCAAGGUUUAUUGCGUGACAUUGUAAAGAAGAAGCGUGAUGAGCAUUUGAAGAUGGUGUGGCGUGUAUCACCUUCACAUAAGAAGCUUCAGACACGUAUGGAGCACAUGCGCAAAUUCCGUCGACAGCAUGAACAAUUGCGUACCGUAAUUUUGCGCGUAUUGCGUCCAACAAAGCAAGCACAAAAUAAUGAUGCUAAUGCUGUUGAGACCAAACAGCCGUAUAGCUUGGAAGCGGCUGAUGCCAAUGCUAUUGAGGAGGUGAACUUGGCCUAUGAGAAUGUGAAAGAAGUAGACUGUUUAGAUAUAACCAAGGAGGGUUCCGAAGCUUGGGAGGCAGCUGUUAAGCGUUAUGAAGAAAAAAUAGAUCGAGUUGAAGCACGCAUCACAGCACAUUUGCGCGAUCAACUUGGCACUGCUAAGAAUGCCAACGAAAUGUUUCGUAUAUUCUCGCGCUUCAAUGCGCUCUUCGUGCGUCCGCAUAUACGCGGAGCUAUUCGCGAAUAUCAAACACAGCUUAUACAACGUGUCAAGGAUGAUAUUGAUGCGUUGCACGAAAAAUUCAAGGUUCAAUAUCCACAAAGCAAAAGUUAUCGCCUUUCAACAGUGCGCGAUUUGCCGCCAGUAGCUGGUUCGAUCAUUUGGGCACGUCAAAUCGAUAACCAAUUGACAAUGUAUUUGAAACGCGUGGAAGAUGUUUUGGGCAAAGGUUGGGAAACACAUUUGGAGGGUCAGAAACUAAAAGCGGAUGGGGACAGUUUUCGCACCAAGCUCUCCAUUUCCGAAGUGUUCCAGGAAUGGGCACGUAAAGUACAGGAACGUAAUUUCGGAAACUCGGGGCGUAUUUUCACAAUCGAAUCUGCACGCUCACGUACCGGACGCAGCAACGUACUGAAGUUGCGUGUCAACUUUUUGCCUGAAAUCAUUACACUCUCUAAAGAAGUGCGUAAUAUUAAGAAUCUAGGAUUCAGAGUUCCACUAACGAUUGUCAACAAGGCACACCAGGCGAAUCAGAUUUAUCCAUAUGCCAUUUCUUUGAUUGAGAGCGUGCGCACGUAUGAGCGCACCUUAGAAAAGAUUGAAGAUCGUGCCAGCAUUGUCCCGCUUGUGGCUGGUUUGCGCAAGGAAGUGCUGAACUUUAUCUCCGAAGGCAUUGGACUGGUUUGGGAGUCGUACAAACUCGAUCCUUAUGUGCUGCGUUUGUCAGAAUGUGUCACUCAAUUCCAAGAAAAGGUUGAGGACUUGCUUGUUGUCGAGGAACAGUUGGACGUUGAUGUACGCUCCUUAGAGACUUGUCCCUACAGUGCUGCUACUUUUACCGAAAUCUUAUCGAAAAUUCAACAUGCCGUUGACGCAUUGUCACUCAAGCAAUAUUCUAACUUAAACGUUUGGGUAACACGCCUGGAUGAGGAAGUUGAAAAGAAAUUGGCGAUGCGUCUUCAGGCUGGUAUUCAAGCCUGGACUGAAGCGUUGACUGGCAGCAAGAAGGAACGUGAUCUUUCCAUGGACACUGAUGCCCCAGCUCAGCCAACACACAAGCUCGGCGGUGAACCACAGAUCCAGAACGCCAUUCAUGAAAUUCGUAUUACUAACCAACAGAUGUAUUUGUAUCCCUCAAUCGAAGAGGCACGCUUUCAAAUCAUGCAACAGCUGUUCGCUUGGCAGGCAAUAGUCACCUCUCAGGUGCGCCUACAGAGCACGCGAUACCAAGUGGGCUUGGACAAACAUGCGCCACCAACUUACCGCAACUUAUUGACUAAAUUGCCAGAAGCCAUGAUUUUGGAGAAUGCCUAUGGUGCAAUUGAGAACAAAAUUAGUGAAGUGCGCAAUUAUGUGGAAGAGUGGUUGCGUUACCAGAGCCUGUGGGACUUGCAAGCAGAUACUUUGUAUGGUCGUUUAGGUGAAGAUGUUAAUUUGUGGAUUAAAUGUUUGAAUGACAUUAAGAAAUCACGAACUACAUUCGACACAUCCGAUACGCGCCGCGCCUAUGGGCCUAUUGUAAUUGACUAUGCUAAAGUGCAGGCGAAGGUUACUUUGAAGUACGAUUCUUGGCAUAAGGAAGCAUUGGGCAAAUUCGGCACACUACUCGGCAAUGAAAUGACUACAUUCCACUCGAAGGUUUCGAAGUCACGCACUGAUUUGGAAAUGCAAAGCAUUGAAGCCGCCAGCACUUCCGAUGCCGUCAGCUUCAUUACUUAUGUGCAAUCGCUCAAGAAAGAUAUGAUUGCUUGGGACAAGCAAGUGGAAGUAUUCCGUGAGGCACAACGCAUACUCGAGCGUCAACGCUUCCAAUUUCCCAAUAACUGGUUGCAUGUCGACAACAUCGAAGGCGAAUGGUCAGCCUUCAAUGAGAUCAUCAAACGUAAAGAUACAGCCAUACAGACCCAAGUGGCCAGCUUGCAAGCUAAGAUUGUGGCCGAAGAUAAGGCUGUGGAAACGCGUACUAUAGACUUUUUGAACGACUGGGAAAAGAACAAACCAACUGGCGGCAAAAUACGGCCAGAUGAUGCAUUGCAACAAUUGCAGUUGUUUGAAACUAAGUAUUCUCGGUUGAAGGAGGAACGCGAUAAUGUCGCCAAGGCCAAGGAGGCCCUAGAAUUGCAGGAGUCCGCUAUACCCAAUAAUAGUUCGGAGCGUAUGAAUGUCGCUUUAGAGGAGUUGCAAGACUUGCGUGGUGUCUGGAGUGAACUCUCGAAAGUUUGGACCCAGAUUGACGAGACUAGAGAGAAACCUUGGCUUUCGGUACAGCCACGCAAAUUGCGGCAACAACUCGAGGCAAUGAUGACACAACUGAAAGAAUUACCUGCGCGCUUGCGCAUGUACGAAUCGUACGAAUACGUAAAGAAAUUAAUUCAAAGCUAUAUCAAGGUGAACAUGUUGAUCGUAGAAUUAAAGUCGGAUGCUCUAAAGGAACGCCACUGGAAACAACUCACCAAACAGUUGCGUGUGAAUUGGGUCAUUUCUGAUCUUACGCUUGGACAAGUGUGGGAUGUGAAUUUGCAGAAAAAUGAAAAUGUAGUAAAGGACAUAAUACUUGUUGCCCAGGGUGAAAUGGCUCUGGAAGAAUUCUUGAAACAGGUGCGUGAGUCCUGGCUGAGCUAUGAACUCGACCUGAUCAAUUAUCAAAACAAAUGUCGCAUCAUAAGGGGUUGGGAUGAUCUCUUCAAUAAAGUAAAAGAACACAUAAAUUCGGUUGCAGCUAUGAAACUGUCGCCUUACUAUAAAGUCUUCGAGGAAGAAGCGCUUACCUGGGAAGAGAAACUGAAUCGUAUAAAUGCGCUGUUCGAUGUUUGGAUUGAUGUGCAGCGUCGCUGGGUCUACUUGGAAGGCAUAUUCUCUGGUAGUGCUGAUAUUAAAACGCUUUUGCCAGUGGAAACUUCACGCUUCCAAAGCAUCAGCUCUGAGUUCUUAGGUCUAAUGAAGAAAGUAACCAAGUCACCGAAAGUAAUGGAUGUAUUGAAUAUACCAGCCGUACAGCGUUCGCUUGAACGUCUGGCUGACCUUUUAGGCAAAAUACAAAAGGCUUUGGGCGAAUAUUUGGAGCGUGAACGUACCUCCUUCCCUCGUUUCUACUUCGUGGGCGAUGAGGAUCUUUUGGAGAUUAUUGGCAACAGCAAAAAUAUUGCUCGCUUGCAGAAGCACUUCAAAAAAAUGUUUGCUGGCGUUGCUGCUAUUCUGUUGAACGAAGACAACACCGUCAUUUUAGGUAUUUCAUCACGCGAAGGCGAGGAAGUUAAAUUCAUGAAUCCAGUUUCGACCGUGGAACACCCGAAAAUAAACGAAUGGCUUUCACUGGUUGAGAAGCAAAUGCGUUUUACUUUGGCAUCGCUUCUGGCACAAGCCGUACAGGACAUCAAACAAUUUCGUGAAGGUCAAAUUGAUCCACAGAAAUAUAUGGAAUGGUGUGACAGAUAUCAGGCUCAGAUUAUUGUACUCGCUGCGCAAAUUCUUUGGUCCGAGGAUGUGGAGGCAGCUUUGCAACAAGCCUCAGAGAGCAACAAUUCAAAGCCAAUGCAACGUGUGCUGUGCACCGUGGAGUCAACAUUGAAUGUACUCGCCGAUUCCGUGUUGCAAGAGCAACCGCCAUUGCGUAGACGUAAAUUGGAACAUUUGAUCAAUGAGUUCGUACAUAAGCGUACAGUUACACGCCGUUUGAUUGCUAAUGGCGUCACCAGCCCCAAAUCUUUCCAAUGGCUUUGUGAGAUGCGUUUUUACUUUGACCCACGACAAACUGAGGUUCUACAACAACUUACCAUUCACAUGGCCAAUGCUCGUUUCUAUUAUGGCUUUGAAUAUCUAGGCGUACAGGAUCGUCUGGUGCAGACUCCACUCACUGAUCGCUGCUACUUGACCAUGACACAAGCAUUGGAGUCACGUUUGGGUGGCUCGCCUUUUGGCCCCGCCGGUACUGGCAAAACUGAAUCUGUUAAGGCGCUUGGCAAUCAGCUUGGUCGUUUUGUGCUCGUAUUCAAUUGUGACGAGACUUUCGAUUUCCAAGCUAUGGGUCGUAUCUUUGUUGGUCUGUGUCAAGUCGGUGCUUGGGGUUGCUUUGAUGAGUUCAAUCGUUUAGAAGAGCGUAUGUUGUCGGCUUGUUCGCAACAGAUUCAAACUAUACAGGAGGCGCUGAAAUAUGAAAUGGACAGCAAUAAGGAGAGUAUUACCGUUGAGCUGGUGGGCAAGCAGGUGCGCGUCUCUCCCGAUAUGGCCAUCUUCAUUACCAUGAAUCCUGGUUACGCAGGCCGUUCCAAUCUGCCCGAUAACUUAAAGAAAUUAUUCCGUUCAUUGGCUAUGACAACACCCGAUCGCCAGCUGAUCGCUGAGGUUAUGUUGUUCUCUCAAGGUUUCCGCUCGGCAGAAAAGUUGGCCUGCAAGAUCGUACCAUUCUUUAAGCUUUGCGAUGAACAACUUUCCAACCAAAGCCAUUAUGAUUUUGGUUUACGUGCGCUCAAGUCGGUCUUGAUCUCGGCUGGUAAUGUAAAACGUGAUCGCAUCAUGAAAAUCAAGGAAAGCUUGCGUCAACGCGGCGAAGAGAACAUUGAUGAAGCCUCAGUGGCUGAAAAUUUGCCAGAGCAAGAGAUUCUAAUACAAUCGGUGUGCGAGACAAUGGUUCCCAAGUUGGUGGCAGAGGAUAUUCCUUUGCUCUUCUCGUUGCUGAGCGAUGUCUUCCCGAAUGUUGGCUACACACGUGCUGAGAUGAAGGGUCUAAAAGAAGAGAUACGCAAAGUGUGUCAAGAAGAUUAUUUGGUGUGCGGUGAAGGCGAUGAACAGGGCGCUGCCUGGAUGGAGAAGAAUGCGCAAGGAUUCGGUGAAACCUGGGUGGAAAAAGUGCUUCAAUUAUACCAAAUCUCUAACCUUAAUCACGGUUUGAUGAUGGUGGGCCCAUCCGGUUCAGGCAAAUCGACCGCCUGGCGUACAUUGCUCAAGGCUUUAGAGCGCUUCGAGGGUACUGAAGGCGUAGCACAUGUCAUUGAUCCCAAAGCAAUUUCGAAGGAGGCACUUUAUGGUGUCAUGGAUCAAAACACACGCGAGUGGACCGACGGUCUGUUCACACAUGUUCUACGCAAAAUUAUCGACAACGUGCGCGGUGAAAUCAACAAGCGUCAGUGGAUAAUUUUUGAUGGUGAUGUCGAUCCCGAAUGGGUUGAGAACUUGAACUCCGUGUUGGAUGACAACAAAUUGUUGACAUUGCCAAAUGGUGAACGUCUUUCACUACCACCCAAUGUGCGCAUAAUGUUUGAAGUACAGGACUUGAAGUUCGCAACACUCGCUACAGUUUCGCGUUGUGGCAUGGUUUGGUUCUCGGAGGAUGUCCUGUCCACAGAGAUGAUAUUCGAGAAUUAUCUCUCACGAUUGCGCAGUAUUCCACUGGAAGAUGGCGAUGAAGAUUUUGUGGGCGUUGUUAAACCGUCAGCUUCUACUAAAGAUAAAGAAGAAGAGGUGUCACCUUCAUUGCAAGUGCAGCGCGAUAUUGCAUUGUUGUUGCAGCCAUACUUCUCGGCCGAUGGCAUUGUGGUGCGCAGUCUGGAGUACGCUAUGGAACAAGAGCAUAUUAUGGACUUUACGCGCUUGCGUGCACUUAGUUCGCUCUUUUCAAUGUUAAAUCAAGCUGCAAGAAAUGUGCUCGACUUCAAUGCACAACAUCCAGACUUUCCUUGCUCCGCCGACCAACUGGAGCAGUAUAUACCGAAGGCACUUAUUUACUCAGUCCUCUGGUCCUUUGCUGGUGAUGCUAAGCUCAAAGUGCGCACUGAUUUGGGUGAUUUUGUUCGUAGUGUUACUACGAUACCACUGCCAGGAGCCGCUGGCGCACCUAUUAUCGACUACGAAGUUAGCAUGAAUGGGGAAUGGGUUCCAUGGUCGAACAAAGUGCCGGUUAUUGAGGUCGAAACCCACAAAGUGGCAUCACCAGAUAUUGUUGUGCCCACUUUGGAUACUGUACGCCACGAAUCGUUGUUGUACACCUGGCUGGCAGAACAUAAGCCUUUGGUACUAUGUGGACCGCCUGGUUCUGGUAAGACUAUGACACUUUUCUCAGCACUGCGUGCUCUACCAGACAUGGAAGUGGUUGGUUUGAAUUUCUCAUCAGCUACAACACCGGAGCUUUUGCUAAAAACUUUCGAUCACUACUGCGAAUACCGUAAGACACCUAAUGGCGUUGUACUCUCCCCUGUACAGAUUGGUAAAUGGCUAGUACUUUUCUGCGAUGAAAUCAAUUUACCCGAUAUGGACACUUAUGGCACUCAACGUGUAAUUUCAUUUUUGCGUCAGCUGGUCGAACACAAAGGUUUCUAUCGCGCCAGCGAUCAAGCAUGGGUCUCUUUGGAGCGCAUACAAUUCGUGGGCGCUUGUAAUCCUCCCACAGAUCCAGGGCGUAAACCACUUUCACAUCGUUUCCUACGUCACGUACCCAUCAUCUAUGUUGACUAUCCGGGCGAAACUUCGCUUAAACAAAUCUAUGGCACUUUUUCACGCGCCAUGUUGCGCAUGAUGCCAUCAUUGCGUGGUUACGCUGAACCACUCACCAACGCUAUGGUUGAGUUUUAUUUGGCAUCACAGGAUCGCUUUACACAGGAUAUGCAACCGCACUAUGUGUACUCGCCGCGUGAGAUGACACGCUGGGUACGCGGUAUUUGCGAGGCCAUACGUCCGCUUGAUUCGUUACCAGUGGAGGGUUUGGUGCGUUUGUGGGCGCAUGAGGCGUUACGUUUGUUCCAAGACAGGCUGGUUGAAGAAUCAGAACGUCGUUGGACCAAUGAAAAUAUCGAUAUUGUGGCACUUAAACACUUCCCUGGUAUCAAUCAGGAGGAGGCAUUGACACGCCCCAUUCUUUACAGUAAUUGGCUAUCCAAGGACUAUACGCCAGUUAAUCGCGAAGAAUUGCGUGACUAUGUCCGUGCACGCUUAAAGGUCUUCUACGAAGAGGAGCUCGAUGUGCCGCUCGUACUGUUUGACGAAGUUUUAGAGCAUGUUUUGCGUAUUGAUCGUAUAUUCCGUCAACCGCAAGGUCAUCUAUUACUAAUCGGUGUGUCUGGCGCAGGCAAAACCACCCUUUCGCGUUUCGUCGCCUGGAUGAAUGGUUUAUCUAUCUUCCAAAUUAAGGUGCAUAACAAAUAUACCGGCGAAGAUUUCGAUGAAGAUCUGCGUUGUGUGCUGAGACGUUCUGGUUGCAAGGAUGAGAAGAUUGCAUUCAUUUUGGACGAGUCGAAUGUAUUGGAUUCUGGUUUCUUGGAGCGCAUGAAUACGCUGUUAGCUAACGGGGAAGUGCCCGGUUUGUUCGAGGGUGAUGAAUACACUACGCUGAUGACUCAAUGUAAAGAAGGCGCCCAGCGCGAGGGCUUAAUGUUGGACUCCAGCGACGAGUUAUACAAAUGGUUCACUCAACAAGUUAUGCGCAACUUGCAUGUGGUCUUCACCAUGAACCCAUCUACAGACGGCCUAAAAGAUCGUGCUGCCACCUCACCAGCUCUUUUCAAUCGUUGCGUGCUCAACUGGUUCGGCGAUUGGUCCGAUUCCGCGCUCUUCCAGGUGGGCAAAGAGUUCACAACACGUGUGGACCUGGAAAAACAAGGCUGGGCAGCACCCGACUUCUUCCCAUCUGUGUGCCCCUUGGUACCAGCUCAGCCCACACAUCGCGAUGCUGUCAUCAACAGUUGCGUAUAUGUGCAUCAAACGCUCCACCAGGCCAAUGCACGCCUGGCCAAACGUGGUGGACGCACAAUGGCCGUCACGCCACGUCAUUAUUUGGACUUUAUUCAUCAUUUUGUCAAAUUGUAUAAUGAGAAACGUAGUGAUUUGGAAGAACAACAAUUGCAUCUGAACGUAGGUCUCAAUAAGAUUGCCGAAACUGUGGAGCAAGUGGAGGAGAUGCAAAAAUCUUUGGCCGUCAAGAAACAAGAACUACAGGCGAAGAACGAAGCGGCCAAUGCUAAAUUGAAGCAGAUGUUUAAGGAUCAACAGGAAGCAGAAAAGAAGAAGAUACAAUCACAGGAGAUACAGAUACGCUUAGCCGAUCAGACGGUGAAGAUUGAAGAAAAACGUAAAUAUGUCAUGGCCGAUUUGGCACAAGUAGAACCGGCUGUGAUAGACGCGCAACAAGCCGUUAAAUCGAUCCGAAAGCAGCAGCUUGUUGAAGUCCGUACCAUGGCCAAUCCACCAUCGGUGGUGAAAUUGGCUCUGGAGUCAAUCUGUCUGCUACUGGGUGAGAAUGCGACCGACUGGAAAUCAAUUCGUGCCGUUAUAAUGCGAGAAAACUUUAUAAAUUCAAUUGUAUCUAACUUCAAUACUGAAAAUAUAACCGAUGAGGUGCGUGAAAAGAUGAAGAACAAAUAUCUAAGCAAUCCCGAUUAUAACUUUGAGAAGGUCAAUCGUGCCAGUAUGGCUUGUGGCCCUAUGGUUAAAUGGGCUAUUGCACAGAUUGAAUACGCCGAUAUGUUGAAACGCGUUGAACCGUUGCGUGAAGAAUUGCGCUCGCUAGAAGAACAAGCGGAUGUGAAUAAACAGAGCGCAAAAGAGACUAAGGAUCUGGUUGAGCAACUGGAACGCAGUAUUGCCGCCUACAAGGAAGAGUAUGCACAGCUCAUCUCGCAGGCACAGGCCAUCAAGACCGACUUGGAAAAUGUGCAAGCUAAGGUCGAUCGGUCUAUUGCUUUGUUGAAGAGCUUGAAUAUCGAACGCGAGCGCUGGGAGUGCACCAGCGAGACAUUCAAGUCGCAAAUGUCCACAAUUAUUGGUGAUGUUUUACUGUCGGCAGCAUUCAUUGCAUAUGGCGGCUACUUCGAUCAGCACUAUCGCUUGAAUCUGUUCACCACUUGGUCGCAACAUCUGCAGUCGGCCAACAUACAAUAUCGCUCUGAUAUGGCACGCACCGAAUAUCUUUCCAAUCCCGAUGAACGCUUGCGUUGGCAAGCCAAUGCUUUACCAACGGAUGAUCUGUGCACUGAGAAUGCCAUCAUGCUUAAGCGUUUCAAUCGUUAUCCACUCAUUAUCGAUCCUUCAGGCCAAGCUACUACUUUCUUGCUUAACGAAUAUGCAGGCAAGAAAAUCACAAAGACCUCCUUCUUGGACGACUCCUUCCGGAAGAAUUUGGAAUCUGCGCUCCGGUUCGGUAAUCCUCUGCUAGUGCAAGAUGUGGAGAAUUACGAUCCAAUUUUGAACCCCGUGCUCAAUCGCGAAUUGCGUCGCACUGGUGGUCGUGUGCUGAUCACACUCGGCGAUCAGGAUAUCGAUUUAUCGCCCUCUUUCGUCAUUUUCUUGUCCACACGUGAUCCAACAGUGGAGUUCCCACCGGAUAUUUGCUCACGUGUCACUUUUGUCAACUUCACUGUUACGCGCAGCUCCUUGCAGUCGCAAUGCUUAAAUCAAGUUCUGAAGGCUGAGCGUCCAGAUAUCGAUGAGAAACGCUCAGAUCUCCUGAAAUUGCAGGGCGAAUUCCGUUUGCGUUUGCGCCAGCUGGAAAAGAGUCUGUUGCAGGCUUUGAAUGAUGCGAAGGGUAAAAUUCUUGAUGAUGAUUCGGUGAUUACUACGCUCGAGACGUUGAAGAAGGAAGCUUACGAUAUCAAUCAGAAAGUCGAUGAAACUGAUAAGGUUAUUGCGGAAAUUGAGACCGUCUCGCAACAAUAUUUGCCAUUGUCCGUUGCUUGCAGCAACAUUUAUUUCACAAUGGACAGCUUGAAUCAGGUGCAUUUCCUCUACCAGUAUUCACUGAAAAUGUUCUUGGACAUCUUCUCGACUGUGCUGUACAACAAUUCGAAAUUGGAUGGCAAGAGCGAGUAUGCGGAGCGUUUGGGCAUCAUUACCAAAGAUCUGUUCCAGGUCUGCUAUGAACGCGUGGCGCGUGGCAUGCUACAUAAUGAUCGCCUCACUUUUGCAUUGCUGAUGUGCAAGAUUCAUCUUAAAGGCACUUCUGAACAGAAUCUGGACUCUGAAUUUAAUUUCUUCUUACGCAGCCGCGAGGGUCUUCUUGCAUCUUCGACGCCUGUAGAUGGUCUUUCAGCAGAACAAAUAGAAAGCGUCAAUCGCUUACAAUCACGUUUACCCAUCUUCCGCAAGUUGAUCGAAAAACUCAGAUCGAUGCCCGAAAUCGGCGCAUGGUUGCAGCAAAGCUCACCUGAGCAGUGUGUACCGCAAUUGUGGGAUGAGUCAAAGGCACUCACACCCAUCGUUAGCUCUAUUCACCAGCUGUUACUGAUACAAGCUUUCCGACCGGAUCGGGUUAUUGCCGCUGCUCAUAAGGUGGUCGAUGCUGUAUUAGGCCUUGAUUUCAUGCCGAACGCCGAGAAAGAACUGGACUUGGCCGCUGUUGUGGACAAACAGUUGAACUGCAACACACCCGCAUUACUGUGCUCAGUGCCCGGCUUUGACGCCUCCGGACGUGUGGACGACUUGGCUGCUGAGCUGAACAAACAGAUCUCGAGCAUUGCCAUUGGUUCGGCUGAAGGCUUCAAUCAGGCCGAGCGCGCCAUCAACAUGGCCUGCAAGAGCGGUCGCUGGGUGCUGUUGAAGAACGUUCACUUGGCGCCGCAAUGGUUGGUACAAUUGGAGAAGAAGCUUCACUCCCUGCAGCCACAUUCUGGCUUCAGAUUGUUCCUCACCAUGGAGAUCAAUCCCAAGGUGCCGGUCAACUUGUUGCGCGCCGGCCGCAUUUUCGUUUUCGAACCGCCGCCAGGCAUUCGCGCUAACUUACUGCGCACUUUCUCGACGGUGCCGGCGGCGCGCAUGAUGAAAACACCUAGCGAACGUGCACGCCUUUACUUCUUGCUGGCAUGGUUCCAUGCCAUCGUGCAGGAGCGUCUGCGCUAUGUGCCACUUGGCUGGGCCAAAAAGUACGAGUUCAAUGAGUCGGAUCUGCGCGUCGCGUGCGACACGCUGGACACCUGGAUCGACACGACUGCAAUGGGUCGCACAAAUUUGCCGCCGGAGAAGGUUCCAUGGGAUGCAUUGGUUACACUAUUGUCGCAAUCCAUCUACGGCGGUAAAAUUGACAAUGACUUCGAUCAGCGCUUGCUGACCUCAUUCUUGAAAAAACUAUUCACUGCGCGCAGCUUCGAAAGCGAUUUCGCUCUUGUGGCCAAUGUUGAUGGCGGCGCCGGCGGUCAGCGACAUAUCACCAUGCCCGACGGCACACGUCGAGAUCACUUCUUGAAGUGGAUUGAGAAUUUGUCCGACCGCCAGACGCCUUCGUGGCUCGGAUUGCCCAACAAUGCGGAAAAGGUGUUGCUAACAACACGCGGCACAAAUUUGGUGAGCAAGCUAUUGAAGAUGCAACAGCUGGAGGAUGAUGACGAGCUGGCCUACAGUGUGGAGGAGCACGCCGAGGCGGCUAAUGCCAAUGCGACACGGCAAGAAGAUGGGCGCCCAUCGUGGAUGAAGGCAUUGCACAAUUCGGCAACUGCUUGGUUAGAGCUCUUACCCAAAAAUUUGCCUGUGCUUAAGCGUACUGUAGAGAACAUCAAAGAUCCGUUGUACCGUUACUUCGAACGUGAGGUCACUUCUGGAGCUAAAUUGUUGACAACUGUCAUUUCCGAUCUGCAGGAUGUAGUGUUGAUUUGUCAAGGCGAAAAGAAACAGACCAACCACCAUCGAUCAAUGCUGUCAGAGUUAGUUCGUGGCAUAAUACCAAUAGGUUGGAAGCGUUAUACCGUGCCACUGGGCUGCACCGUUAUACAGUGGAUUACUGAUUUCAGUAAUCGUGUGCAGCAGUUGCAAAAAGUGUCCAAAUUAGUGUCGCAAGCAGGAGCCAAGGAGUUACAGACAUUCCCUGUUUGGUUGGGUGGCUUAUUGAAUCCUGAAGCUUACAUCACUGCAACGCGCCAAUGCGUAGCACAGGCUAACAGCUGGUCGCUAGAGGAAUUAGCCUUAGAAGUAACCAUCACCGAGUCGGGCUUAAAUCCCGAUCAAAAGGAUAGCAGUUUUGGAGUGACAGGAUUGAAAUUGCAAGGCGCACAGUGCAAGAGUAAUGAGCUACUAUUGGCCUCGACAAUUAUGAUGGACUUGCCGCUCACUAUACUCAAAUGGGUCAAGGCGUCUACUGAUACUCGCGUUAGCAAACUCACUUUGCCGGUGUACCUGAACUCCACGCGAACUGAGCUUUUGUUCACCGUUGAUUUGGCGGUAGCCGCCGGUCAAGAUCAACAUAGUUUCUAUGAACGUGGCGUAGCUGUGCUCACCUCGACUGCUUUGAAUUAAAUCGUGCAAAUGAUAGUAAUUGAAAAUUAUAUCCUCCAAUUGAAAAUUGGCAAUGCUAUGUACGAUAACCAACAUAAAUUUAUUACUAACAUAAAUUAAUGCACUUAAAAAGUGAUUUUUUCUUCAAUGUAACACACUUAAUAAAUCAUAUUCAUUAUUAAAAGUAUUAAAUACUCAAGCAUUCAAUAAAAGUUAUUAAAUAUGCAUGCAAAUAUAAA
This is a messenger RNA of Anastrepha ludens (Mexican fruit fly), 14295 nucleotides long. RefSeq names its product dynein heavy chain, cytoplasmic (gene Dhc64C). The record is from RefSeq and is a predicted model, not a curated record. The coding region runs from base 107 to 14077 and encodes 4656 amino acids. Gene Ontology annotation, biological process: microtubule-based movement. Gene Ontology annotation, molecular function: ATP binding; minus-end-directed microtubule motor activity; dynein intermediate chain binding. Gene Ontology annotation, cellular component: dynein complex. The transcript is spliced from 25 exons. Lineage: Eukaryota; Metazoa; Arthropoda; Insecta; Diptera; Tephritidae.